AUGGAGUCUCCAACGCGUCCCUCUCUCAGCCCUCAUCUUAGUCCCUCAAAAGUCCUUCAUCCGGUAUCUCCGGAACGCAUGAAUCAAGGCAUCCCAGCGUCGCCAUCGCUCCCGUCAGAUCUCUUGUCUCUUCAUCAUAAGACCGCGAAGGGGGUCUCCGAAGUGCAAGCAAAAGUCGCCUUUCUAAACAGUCUAUCUCGAGGCGGCAGUCCGGCCGCCCCCGCCCAAUCCGCUGCAAACAAUGCUGCUCUACAAAGGGCAAUCCUCGGUCGCGAGGAGGCGGAGUCUGCUCUUUCGUCAGUUCAAGAAGAGCUUUCGGAGGCACAAUCACGCGAACGUCGGAUCAGCGAACGACUUGAGUCCCUGUUAGAAGAAUUACAUGGUACCAAAGAGCGCCAGGCCCAUGAACGAUCAAUUUUCGAGAAAGAGAUUAGAAAGGCUCGUAAGGAAGCAUUCCGAGCGGGAUCGACGCUUGUGAAAUUACAAGAAGAGCUAAAGCAUGCCAAGUCGGAAACCAAGGCUUUGAAGGACGAGGUCGCCGCCGAGCGCGAUUCCAAGGAUAGGGCCAAGCAGGAAGCCUUCGAGCGUGCGUAUACCUUGGCUGGUCUAACCGAGGAAUUGGAAGUCCUCAAGGGAAAACUAAAGUCGAUGGAGGCCGCAAACCACUCGAGCAAUUUGGAAGUCCAAGCACACGAAAUUCGAAAAGAAGACUUUGGCAGGAUUUCCCUUGCAGAGGGCGAUCUUGCAUUUUUGAUGACUCCCCGACGCCCGAAGCGAGCUGCUGAAGAUUCCACCCCCUCACACGUUCAAGAUGAUGAUGUUGCGCAUGAAGCGACGCCUCCCAAGCGACAACGCCUGUCUGAAGUCACAGUUGUGGCUGAGGAGACUGAUGCGAGAACUGCCACGACGUCGGGCCUAGAUAGCGAGCUCAUCGAAGAGUUGAAAGAUCAACUGCAUAGUGAGCGUCGACGCAGAGAGGAAGCGGAAGAAAUGAUCCACUUUCUCAACAUCGAGUGCCAAUUUGAACGCUGCUCUUGCCGAAUUGCCGAGAGCCAAGGGCGUCGUUAUAUUUAUGAUGCUGAUUAUUACCACAAAUUCCAAGAGCCACAAAUUGAGGCGCAAGCGGCGGCAGAGGCAGAGGCGGCCCGACGGGAUCAUGCAGCAGCACGGGUAGAUCUGCAUUCUAGCCAUACCCCAGAUGCGGCACCCCCUCUACCCACACGAAAACAACCUGCCGAACCAAAUGUAAAGCCUGAACCAACAGAGCCACCUGAGCAGAUGCCAAUGCCACAAGAGCCUCUGGUUACAUUCUCGCCGGAGACUGGAACCUUCAAAACUUUUCCGUCCCCUCUCCGUGAUAAUGUCGCCCCUCGCCGAACUGACUCCUUUGCGUCCCUGGAGAGAUCCCCAGCACCCUCACAAGGUGAUUGGAGAAGCUCUGCCGCCUCAUCCCGCUAUAUCGAGUCUUUUACCCCCUCUGCAGAACCUGAAUCAUCUCGGGUAAUCCACUCUUUCCAGCAAGAACAUCCUGUGGAAGAACAAGUAUAUGCCUCCGCACCUGAAGAAGUACGAGCCACGCGUUACCAAAUGUUCCGACAUGAAGACCAACUCACUCGAGCUACUACUAAGCGGGUGCCUCUUCGUGACAAUGGCGAUUCACAAGGAUCCUCGAUUAUCCACGAUACACCCAUCAACCGAGAGGAAGCUCUAGCACAGAUCAGAGCUCGACGAGGGCGCGCACGCAGCAAGCAGCGCUCGGUCAGUGCCAACGAAGCCACUAGUCGAGUGACUGGGUCGAAUGGCAGCACCGCCACAACCCCAGGCCGAGGUCCCCGCCGUAUUCCCAAUCUUCAAUCCAGCGCCAAAAGCGAGAAUGACUUGGGUGAACGACGUGACUUGAGUGCGCCGGUCCGAAUGUUCCGCCGCUAA
Penicillium chermesinum is the source of this 1929-nucleotide messenger RNA. RefSeq lists its product as uncharacterized. Lineage: Eukaryota; Fungi; Ascomycota; Eurotiomycetes; Eurotiales; Aspergillaceae. The coding region runs from base 1 to 1929 and encodes 642 amino acids. The transcript has a single exon. The record is from RefSeq and is a predicted model, not a curated record.